Molecule: messenger RNA, 1203 nt
Organism: Medioppia subpectinata
Lineage: Eukaryota; Metazoa; Arthropoda; Arachnida; Sarcoptiformes; Oppiidae
Source: the annotation of a GenBank genome assembly
AUGUGCAAAAUUCAGCCGUUUGGUGGAAAGCACAUCAUUCUCUUCGGAGAUCCGGCCCAACUCCCCACUCGAUAUCACGAUCACAUAUAUUGUAAAGAUAUAUUUAGACACUUUAACAUAUUUGUAUUGCAAGAAAUUGUGCGUCAAGACAACAAAGAAUUUGCUCAAAUGUUACGAGAAGUUCGGUUGGGCCAUCGUACGAAAGAAGUGGUCGCAUAUUUCAAACAACGAAUGGUUAACGAUUAUGAUAUUAACGAAAUAAUUAUGGGAGCAAUUGUUAUUCUUCGCCGCAAUUUAAACACUGCUGCGGGACAUGUGAACGGAAGAGUCGCAAAAGUUAAAGUAAUGGGUGAGCGAUAUGUUAUCAUCACAACACUCGACGAACCGAUAGAAGACAUACCGAUUACACCAAUCAGACAAUAUCUUGAGUAUUGUGGACAAGAAGACAGGUUUAUUAGGGAACAAUUACCGCUCGAACUGGGAUGGGCUGUGACAAUACACCGAGUACAAGGUCAGGCAUACACCGCAUUGUCACGCCCGCGCAAACUCGAAAAUCUUAGACUAUUGGCUUUCGAGCCUAGGAAAAUAAAACUACACAAAUAUUAUAAAAAACUGCUUGAAUGGGUGGAAAAAGUUAAUCUUUUGAAUCCCAACCGAGAAGAAUAUUUUCCACCACCAGAUAAGGAAUUGAAAGAUCAGAAACGACUUAAAGACUAUAAAGAUAAGAAACCAAAAGACAAUAAAACACUUUACCCAAUAUUUGACAAACCAAUAAAACCCAAUGAUUCAAAACAACCCUUUGUCUCACUUUCACACAACACAACACACAAGAUACUUUACGGACAACUCUUUCAUACCAUUACUCCAUCGCUUCCAACACAAGACAUCGUCACACAAUUGGAUCCAAUCAUCAAAUCAGUGACAUACCACACGGUGACCGACACGAGUGCGGCGGGCACUCAGCCCCGCACCAAUGGCCGCGACGUGUGGGCCGGGCUAUCAUCGCCCCUACAGUCGGCGCCGGGCUAUCAGCGCACCAACAGUGGCCGCGACGUGUGGGUCGGCCUGUCAUCGCCCCUACAGUCGGCGCCGGGCUAUCAGAGCGCCAACAGUGUCCGCGACGUGUGGGUCGGCCUGUCAUCGCCCCUACAGUCGGCGCCGGGCUAUCAGCGCGCCAACAGUGUCCGCGACGUGUGGGUCGGC